AUGGCCUUCGAUCAAAAACUCAAGUUGUUCUACCUUCCUGGUGCCUGUUCUUUGAACCCUCACAUUAUCCUCCAUGAAGCCAAGUUCCCAAACGUUGAGUAUGUCAAGGUUGGCAGAAACGACAAGGGUCAAUUCACCGUCGGCAAUGAAUUGUUGACUGAUGUCAAUCCCAAGGGCCGUGUUCCUGCCUUGGUUCUUGAGAACGGUCACGUUAUGACUGAAGGUUCCAUUAUCGUUCAAUACUUGGCCUCUUUGGCUCCUGAGGCUAAGUUGCUUCCUCAAGAAGGUCAAUCCAAGUGGGAUGCUCUUGAGCUUCUUAAUUUCUGUGCCAGUGACUUGCACAAGUCUGUUGGUACUUUGUUCAAGCCUUAUGCCAGCGACGAGUUCAAGCAGGCUCACAAGGCUGGUGAAGUCGCUAGAAACUUGAAGUACAUCAACGAACUCCUCUCCAAGAACGAAUACCUCUUUGGCUCUGAGUUCACUGCCAUUGAUUCUUAUGCCUACACCUGUACCAGAUGGGCUGUUAACUUGAAGGUUGACUUCUCCGAGUACCCCAACAUCACUGCCUGGCAAAAGAGAAUGGAGGCUAGACCCUCUGUUAAAAAGGCUCUUGAGGAGGAAGGCAUUCCUCUCUUGUUCCCAUAA
Molecule: messenger RNA, 645 nt
Organism: Sugiyamaella lignohabitans
Lineage: Eukaryota; Fungi; Ascomycota; Dipodascomycetes; Dipodascales; Trichomonascaceae
Gene: GST1
Product: glutathione S-transferase
Exons: 1
Coding region: 1-645 (214 amino acids)
Source: RefSeq, a predicted model, not a curated record